This is a messenger RNA of Electrophorus electricus (electric eel), 3067 nucleotides long. RefSeq names its product NOP14 nucleolar protein homolog (yeast) (gene nop14). NCBI's taxonomy places the organism in Eukaryota, Metazoa, Chordata, Actinopteri, Gymnotiformes, Gymnotidae. Gene Ontology annotation, biological process: maturation of SSU-rRNA. The record is from RefSeq and is a predicted model, not a curated record. Gene Ontology annotation, cellular component: Noc4p-Nop14p complex; nucleolus; small-subunit processome.
AUGUUUUAGUCCGAUCGUGAACUUCCGACAUAUGACUUCCGCAGAGUGGAGUAGGUUACCCAUGUGCGUAACGUGGCUACGAGUGGCUAUGGAUGAACUCUAAACAUUUCUCCAAUAAAUUGCAAUCGGGAAGCUACAUCUUAUUUAUCUUGGGCGUAGGCCGCUAUAAGCUAAAAUGGGUAAGCCCCCGAAAAAGAAGAACCUUGCCGAUAAAGUCCGCAAGACCAAAACGUCUGCACAAAUCAAGAACAACCCAUUUGAGGUGAAAAUCAACAGGAAAAAGUUUGACGUCCUCGGCCGUAAGAGCAAGCAUGAUGUGGGGCUCCCUGGCGUGUCCAGAUCGAAAGCUAUUAACAAACGGAAAGAAACCCUUCUUAAGGAGUUUAGGCUGAAAAACAAAGCCAAUAAAUUAAUUGACCGGCGAUUUGGGGAAUACGACACCAAGAUGGCUCCGGAAGACAAAAUUUUGAAAAGGUUCACCUUGGAAAGACAGCGCACACAAGCCAGGAAGGACCUCUACAAUUUGAACGAGGAUGAGGAGCUGACCCACUACGGCCAGUCCCUGGCGGAGAUCGAGAAGCUGACGGAUGCGGUGGACAGUGAGAGUGACUCGGAGGAGAAAGGUCUCCUGUCUGCUGAGCUCACGGCCGCACACUUCGGAGGAGGGGGACUACUGAGGAAGAAGCCUAGUGAGGAUGAUGAUGAUGGCAAAGAGGGCAGGGAAAAGCCGAAGACGCGCCAGGAGCUCAUCGAGGAGCUCAUCCUCAAAUCCAAACAGGAGAAGAGGGAGCGGCAGGCUCAGAAGGAGGAGGCGCAGGAGCUGACGGAGAAGCUGGACCAGGAGUGGCGGUCCAUCCAGAGGCUGAUGGCGCACAAAGCGUCCAGAGCAGAGGGCAGUGAGGAACCCCUCCAGCCAAAGCUGGACGAUUAUGAUGUGAUGGUUCGGGAGCUGGGCUUUGAGAUGAAGGCUCAGCCCUCAGAAAAGCUGAAGACCGCAGAGGAACUGGCCAGAGAGGAAAGAGAACGCCUGCAGAGACUGGAGGCUGACAGGCAGAAGAGAAUGCUGGGAGAUGUAGGCGAGACCACCCAGGCGCCAAGUCACCUGUCAGCUGACGACCUGAACGAUGGGUUUAUCCUGGACAAAGACGAUCGUAAAACACUCUCUUACCAGGAUGGAAAGUGGAAUGUCCAGGAAGGAGAGGAUGAGGAGGGUGUAAAAGAUUCUCAUGAAGAUGAUGCUGAAGGUGAUGACGAAAAAGAUGAUGAUGAAGAGGACGAGGAAGAGGAAGAAGGUGUUGAAGGUCUCUCUGACCUAGACUCUGAGCAGGGCAGUGGAGCUGACGAUGAGGAGGAGGAUGGAGGUGAAGAGGAUGGAGCAGAACAGACUCCAGCCAAAGAUGAAGUCGUUAGUCAGGAGGAGAGGAAAGUCAUGCAGGAAGCUGCCAGAGCUGAACUACCCUACACAUUUAAAGCACCUGAGAGCUACACUGACCUGAAGGCGAUGCUACAGGGUCACACUUCAGAGCAACAGUGCCUGAUAGUGGAGAGAACCCAAAAGUGCCACCAUCCCAGCCUGGCCGUGGGCAACAAGACCAAACUACAGAAAUUGUUUGGCUUCCUGCUGGAGUAUGUGGGGGAACUAGCCACCCAGAGUCCACCAGAACUGACCACAAUAAAUGCGCUCAUUCCGCAGAUAUAUUCCCUUUGUCAGCUUUUUCCUGAUGCAACGUGCAAGGAGAUGCAGACGUUGCUUAGUGACAACGCACACAGCAUGGAAGAGACUAUAGAGGUUAAAGGUCGUGCUGCCUUUCCUGGCUUAGAUAUGCUGGUCUACCUGAAGAUUGUUGCUCUGCUGUUUCCCACCUCGGACUUUCGGCACCCCGUAACAACCCCUGCCUUCCUCUAUAUCAGCCAGGCCCUCACCAAGUGUCCAGUGGUGUCUCUAGAGGGAACUCUAUCCGGGUUGCUGCUCUGCUGUUUGGCCGUAGAGUUUGUAUCUCUCUCGCGGCGGUUCAUCCCAGAGCUCAUUAACUUCCUGCUGGGGUUACUGCACCUGGCUGUUCCCUCUGACCCCUGCGCAGGUUACCGUGUGGUUCCUCCAUUCCGACAGCAGGGGAAAGCCAGGGAGCUGCUCUUGGUUAGAGAUCCUGAAGCCUCCUACAGCUGGAGAAAGAAGCCCCUCCCCCUCACACUCACUAACAUACUCACCGAGUUGCAGAGAGACCACUACAGACUCUCUGUGCUGCACACAUGCCUGGACCUGGUGAAGAGAUGCACCGCCCUUUACAGAGAGCUUCCUUCCUACCAACAGAUCUUCCAGCCAAUCAGAACCCUUCUAGCCAAACAUCUUCCUGUGGAAGGCUACCCCACACCCCUGCAGGUGCUCCACAGAGAAAUACUGGAGGACUUGCCAGAAAGCCCUUCCCAGCAUGCACCGCUUGUGUUUGAGAAGAAGAAGCCCAUCCCACUGAAACUGUUGGAGCCAAAAAUAGUAGAAGUACUAGACUACGGGAAGAAGCGGGGGAGUACCAAGGAGGAGAAGGAGCGAGAGAGACUCAAACACAAGUACAAGCGGGAGUUCAAGGGCGCACUGAGGGAGAUCAGGAAGGACACGCGCUUCCUGGCACAGACCAAACUCUCCGACAUCAUGAGCAGGGAUGCGGAGAGAAAGAGGAAGGUGAAGGAGCUCUACGGCAGCUUGGCCACACAGGAAGGAGAGUGGAAGGCACUCAAGAGGAAGACACAGAAGUGACGUCCAGAGGACAUGUCCUGCCGGAUGCCUCGCUGCCACCAGGGGCAGUGACGGUUGUUCACUCGUCCCUCAGCCAAUCGCCACGCAGCAGGGGCUUGAGGAGACUGGAGGAUGGGGAAGGCCUCAGGCGCCAUCUGUCUUGGCUAAAGAGGAUUGGAUUUAGGUUUUCUGAAAACAAAAAACAUUUCUUUCUUGUUUCUCUGUUUUAAAUUGCCCAGUUUUGAGAUAUAAAAUGACACAAUAAUUCAAACUUGUGUGUUAAGUGUGGCCUUUAUUAUAAAGUGCGAUCUUUAUUAAAUGUGAUCUUCAUUAUUA